AUGGAGGCCAUCUUGGAGCAGCCUCGCCUGAUUCACUACAUCUGCCGAAGGCAGAUACUUCGCAGCGAGCCUUUGACGCCUGAUCGAGUCCGGUGGGCAAGCAAGGCUGUCGUGGCUUUCUUUGGGUGGACCGUUGCCAUCAUUGCCGGCUGUCUGCCAGCUUUCCCGACGAAGGUGCAUGUUGCAACUCCAGCAUGCGCACGACUCGUCCCUGCUGAGGUGGCUUGA
Symbiodinium sp. CCMP2592 is the source of this 228-nucleotide messenger RNA. Lineage: Eukaryota; Dinophyceae; Suessiales; Symbiodiniaceae. The record is from the annotation of a GenBank genome assembly.